UAGAACACCUAGUUUUUGGCAUCGUCUGAAGUUCCCUAAGGACUCUAGGCUUUUGCUACCAAGAUGCUGCUACCGAACAUACUCAUCGCGUUUCUGGCCUCUCUUGCCCCUGUGCAGACCACAUCCCUGGCCCCCCUUCGAAUAAACGCCGGGUGUGCCUUUCAUUUAACAAUAGGGAGCGGUCAUAAUGGAUCUGUCGGCCAAUUGGCGGACGGACAGGUACGAGUUGGGAGCGACUUAGCGCCAUCUCUCUUUACUUGGUUCGGUGAUGCCUUCACUGAUCAUCAAGGGAGAGGCUGUUGGUGGACUCCUCCUACGUUGCUACUUCAAUGCGAUUCGAACCAACAACUAGGCCAUGGGUUUGUCAUUGGGUGUUACGGCGGUGUGUCGUACGAACACCAGUCUUUGUUCUACGAAUGUCAGACAGGCGACGGGGACGAGGUAAACUUAUACCUAGAACCUAAUGGUGCCGACUGUUCCAUCAUUACGCUCCAUGCCGAUAGCUGUCGACCUCCGUGUGCUAGUGCGAGCACUUCGUCGAGGCCGUUUACUGGUACAAUUGGCACAAGUAGGACACCUUUGACCUCUACUACAGCUUCCUUUCACGCAUCACCAAGCCACACAACCCAAAUUUCUUCGCAUGAUGGAACCACUACGGCCUCAUUGUCGGCUUCGACGGGCACGCCUACUACAGCCCCUGGCAACUGUAAAACACCCAUUUUCGAGCGCCCCGACGAGAUCAUUCUAGUCGAUAAGCGCAAACCGGAUACGAGUAAUGGCUCAAAUCCUAACAUGAUAGUUUUGCUGACCCCAGAAAUAUCCGCCAUCUUUGUCUUCGAUUUUGAUUCUUCGGACUCGAACAAGCAGUGUGCUCUCAUCUUCGACUUGCCUUCUACCCAAGAACAACAAUCUCCCCUCUAUACGCUGAAUGGAACCGGACUAGUGAGCUUCGCGCUGCUAGAGGAACCGCCAGUCGAUCCGAGGAACACAACCUAUAAUAACGCGCCGCCUGUUGUAAUGCCACUAGAGGCAGUAAACCUAGAACCUGGCAUGAGCGCCCAGCCCCUCGAGUUUCCAUGUCCUGGAGAGGAUGGGCAUCUUGUUGUUGAGAUGCGCGAUAGGCCAGGCUCAGACGUGUGCUUACACUACCAACAGAACAGAUCUGAGGUACUAAUCGGGUUGUAUCUUUUGAAGUGCUGAAGCGUAUGUCAAUGGAUAUCGGGGCCUUGCGUUAUGGUAGAAAGAAACCCGGGCACUUUUAUAAAGUGCUAAGGAAAAGGGGGGUUAUGGAGAAGGGAGGAACAAUACAAGGCUUCCUGCUCUUGUAUGAUUUAUUCAAACCGUUUUACGGGUGGCUUCUAUGCAUCGAAGCAUGGCGCUGCCCCUUUUUUG
Molecule: messenger RNA, 1392 nt
Organism: Daldinia loculata
Lineage: Eukaryota; Fungi; Ascomycota; Sordariomycetes; Xylariales; Hypoxylaceae
Product: ubiquitin 3 binding protein But2 C-terminal domain-containing protein
Exons: 2
Coding region: 64-1200 (378 amino acids)
Source: RefSeq, a predicted model, not a curated record